Messenger RNA from Hibiscus syriacus, 856 nucleotides. Its product is annotated as protein LATERAL ORGAN BOUNDARIES-like. Bases 5 to 562 code for a protein of 185 amino acids. Lineage: Eukaryota; Viridiplantae; Streptophyta; Magnoliopsida; Malvales; Malvaceae. The record is from RefSeq and is a predicted model, not a curated record. The transcript has a single exon.
GAAAAUGGCUUCUUCCGGCUCUUACAAUUCACCCUGCGCUGCCUGCAAAUUGUUGAGGAGGAAAUGCAUGCCGGGCUGCAUCUUUGCUCCUUACUUUCCACCGGAGGAGCCCCAGAAAUUUGUGAAUGUUCACAAGAUCUUCGGAGCGAGCAACGUGACCAAGCUCCUCAACGAGCUCCUCCCUCACCAAAGAGAGGACGCGAUGAAUUCCCUCGCCUAUGAAGCUGAGGCGAGAAUAAGAGAUCCAGUUUAUGGCUGCGUUGGCGCCAUCACUUUCCUGCAGAGACAAGUCCAAAGGCUCCAAAAAGAACUUGACACAGCUAAUGCCGACUUGAUCCGCUUCGCCUGCAACGACAUCCCCCCAGCCUUGCCUCAAGCACCGGGUACAAGCUCAUUUCAACCCCUCACUCCCCGUAACAGGCUACCGGAGUUUAACGGAAGGAAUAUUGGCAAUGAAGGAGGAGAAUUCUAUCAGGUCCCCGGUGCUCUUCCUUAUUCUUUCCCUUGGAACGAUGCCUCUUCAGGUGAUAUCAACGAUGGAGGAGGAGAAGGCGGUAUGUGAACAACCAAGACAAUUUCAGAGCCUACUAUGCUCCAUUUAGGGUUUCCUAUAUGGAGACAUAUGGUCGUUCUGGGAUGAGUGCUUCUUUUACAUUUUUAAGUGAAGGUUUGGUCUAUGGCUAACCUCCAUCUUCAGGACUUUCCUAUGUCCGAGCUAGAGAUGUCGCUUAGCUUUUCUAGUUUUCAUUGUUUGUCUCGGUGAUGGUGGGAGCAGUGAGACUCUAUUGUUGUCCUGCUAAUACCUGGGGUUUUAAAGUGUAUCAUCUGCAUUGUACUAUUUUAUGUGUUGUGGUAA